CUGGGAGGAGGAAUUCGCCAAGUACAAGGAAUCACCGGAGUUCAAGCAGCUCAACUCGCACAUCACGCUCGAUGAAUUCAAGUUCAUCUUCUUCAUGGAAUGGGCCCAUCGUCUCUGGGGUCGUGGUAUCGGCUUGGUCUUUGUUCUUCCGGCAGUGUUCUUCGCAGCACGCCGCCUCACUUGCGCGCCGCACAACGUGAAGAUCUUCGGGCUCGCGGCCCUUCUCGGGCUCCAGGGCUUUGUGGGCUGGUGGAUGGUUAAAUCUGGUUUGGACGAGGAGCAACUCGAGGAGAGAAGAUCGAUGCCGACGGUAUCACAAUACCGCUUGACAACCCAUUUGGGAAUCGCAUUUGCCUUGUACUGUGGGAUGUUGUGGACCGGCUUUGAAAUCGUCAGAGAGCACCAGUGGAUGAAGGCACCAAAAGCCGCUGAAAUCCAGAUGGAGUUGCUCCAGAGUCCGCUCCUCAGGCCUCUCAGACGCAUGACCUACGGUUUAUUGGCCUUGACUUUUCUCACCGCAUUGUCUGGCGGUUUGGUUGCAGGGCUUGAUGCGGGCUUGAUCUAUAACAACUUCCCCCACAUGACGGAUUUACCGCCGUACUUCCCCUCCAAGGGCGAGCUCAUGUCACCAACCUUUUCCAGAAAUGCCAACCAGUCGGAUUUGUUCUGGCGAAACAUGUUGGAAAACCCAGCCAUGGUCCAGUUAAACCACAGAAUCAUGGCCACUACCACCUUCUUCUCCAUUCUCGCCACCACCAUCUAUGCCAACAAGUACAAGGCGGUCAUGCCAAAGAACGCCACGACUGCCCUCCGCACCGUCAUGGGGCUUGCCUGUCUUCAGGUUGCCUUGGGGAUCUCUACGUUGAUCUACCUCGUGCCGAUUCCGCUCGCCUCUGCCCAUCAGGCCGGUGCCUUGGCGUUGUUGACUGGGGUCGUCAGCCUUGCCGCGAAGUUGAAGUCGCCGCGUGUUGCCAUGAAGUUCUUGAUGGCUGGAUUGACUGUGAAAGGCAGAACCGCCGUCGCCAAAGGAGCCACCAUUGCAACCAAACUUUAAAUUUUGGGAUUAUUUAUUCCAGCUGUAGCGAAGCAGCUGAAGAUUUGUGUGCUCGGCCUCUGUAUAUAUUAACAGCCGAGUCUUUUCAUUUUGUCAUAUAUAAUAACUUUGUAAAUAAUAUGUUUUGAUAUCUGUUUAAUCUGGG
This is a messenger RNA of Babjeviella inositovora NRRL Y-12698, 1199 nucleotides long. RefSeq names its product Cox15p (gene COX15). Gene Ontology annotation, cellular component: mitochondrial inner membrane. Gene Ontology annotation, molecular function: oxidoreductase activity, acting on NAD(P)H, heme protein as acceptor. NCBI's taxonomy places the organism in Eukaryota, Fungi, Ascomycota, Pichiomycetes, Serinales. The record is from RefSeq and is a predicted model, not a curated record. Gene Ontology annotation, biological process: heme A biosynthetic process. Bases 95 to 1054 code for a protein of 319 amino acids. The transcript has a single exon.